AUGGGCGAAAAGAGCAAACGGUUGUUGCUGACAUCCGUGGACGAUGCCGCCGAGAAUGAACCUGAUAGACGCUUCGCUGUAAUUCCGAAAGGGUUGGAGUUGUCGGAUGGAUUCAUGAAUAUGUCCAUGAAGGAGUUGGCCAGAGCCGUCAAUUGUAUGGCCUGGUGGAUUGAAAGUGUUAUCGGAGAGGGAAAGCCUCGUGAGACGCUGGCUUAUAUGGCUAGCAAUGAUGUUCGCUACGUGAUUUUCCUUUUGGCAUGCCAGAAGACAGGCCAUCAGGCCUUCUUUCCUUCUACGAGAAACUCAGCUGAGGCAUUCGCUUAUCUUCUCAAAGCGACGGAAUGCUCCAAGUUCUUCCUCAGUGAAGAAAGGAGCGUUCGAGUCUCUGAAAUCCACGCUGUCCACCCUGGUCUUGAAAGCUUUAAUAUACCAAGUUUGAAGAAACUUCUCUCCGACGAAACUGGGUCUCGCCAUUAUCCUUUCACAAAGACCUAUAUUGAAGUUGAGAACAACACAGCCUUCAUCAUACACAGCUCAGGAACUACUGGAAUGCCCAAGCCAGUUUAUCUCACGAACGGAUUUCUUGCGACACUCGACAUGAUGGACCGGAUCUCAUGGCCCGAAGGGCGUGAGUCGGCUUCGUUCUGGCAUCUGUCAUCCCAGGAGCUCAUAUUGGCGACGACACCACUUUUCCACCUCAUGGGCUUCUUUCCUUUUGCGAUGUCUAUCUUUCAUUCUGUUCCCGUGCUGAUCGGUCCCGACAAGCCACUCUCUGUGGACUACCUGGUUGAACUCUUCGAAACGGCGCGACCUACAGGCGCACUUUUGCCUCCAUCACUUUUAGAGGACAUGUGCUAUUCCGACAAAGCGCUUGAAAGUUUACGGCGGCUGAAGUCUGUUUACUUUGGAGGCGCACCGCUAGCCCACGAAAGAGGCGAAAAGCUGCGCAAGUACACGAGACUUGUUAGCGUUAUUGGAGCCAGCGAAAUUGGCUGGAUAUUGGCAGUCAUUCCGGAAGACGAGAAGGACUGGACCUAUUUCGAAUGGAAUCCGGAAUACGGCAUCCAGAUGCAAGAUAAUGGAGACCAUGUAUAUGAAAUGGUCAUCAAGCGCCACGAGGGCCAUCGCGAUUUCCAAGGCGUUUUUCAUACUUUCCCGGAUCUUGAUGUCUAUCAUACCAACGACCUCUACACACAACACCCAACAAAAUCAAACCUGUGGAAAUAUCAUGGUAGAAAGGAUGACGUGAUUGUGUUAAGCAAUGGUGAAAAGUUCAAUCCUGUCUCCAUGGAACUGAUUAUUGAGACGCACCCGCUGGUAUCACGGGCUCUCGUCAUUGGACAGUCUAAAUUCCAGGCUGGUUUGUUGAUAGAGCCUCAUCCCACCGCACCGGAAAUGGAUGCAAAGCUUUUCAUCGAGAAAAUAUGGCCGACUGUUCAAGCUGCGAACCAGACAAUCGCAGCCCAUGGAAGAGUGAUGAAAGGCAACAUUGGCUUUGCAUCCAAGGCCAAGCCAUUCAAGAUAACACCGAAAGGAACUACACAGAGACGUGCCGUGGUUAGAGACUACGAGAAAGAGAUCGACCAAAUUUAUGAAGCUGGCUUGGAUGAUGAUCUCCAGGGUUGUCUCCCAGCGACUCUUGAUACUGCCAGUGUUUCGGAUUACGUUUGCCGAAUAAUUUGUCGUGUUCUAGAAAAGCCCGAUAUCCCUAUCAACCAGGAUCUCUAUAGUCUCGGACUCGACUCUUUGAUGACAAUCCAGAUUGCGAAGGCUUUGCAAAAGGGUAUCCAGGAAAGUCGGCCCAAAGCAAAGGAGGGGUUAAUAACCUCGCAAACACUUUAUGCCAACCCCACAGUGGAGCAGCUGGUUGAAUUUAUCAUCAACACCCUUGAGGGGAAGUCCAUCGAUGUUAUCCCCAGGAGUCAGAAGAUUCAAAAUCUAGUGGAGAAGUAUACACAUGACCUUCCCUCCGAUCGGGUAGUUGCUUCAAAUCGCCCAAUUUCACCUUCCAGUGUGAUAUUGACGGGCUCCACCGGAUCUCUGGGUACCUAUCUUCUCCAUGAUCUUCUUAACAAGCCAACCACCUCAAAGAUCUAUUGUCUCAACCGAUCUGACGCCGAGACUCGCCAGAAAAAGGGCCUUGAAGAAAAGGGUCUAUCAUUCGAUGAUGAUGCCUGGAAAAAUAAAGUUGAAUUUCUCCAAGCAUCCUUUGGAGAGCCGCGGUUUGGCCUGAAGGAGGUUAAGUAUCAAGAGAUGCUUCAGUCGGUCGAUACAAUUAUCCACAACGCUUGGAAAGUUGACUUCAACCAUUCUGUCGAGUCUUUCGAAGAAACUCACAUCAGAGGCAUGCGUCGAUUCGUGGAUUUCAGCCUGGCAAGUCGCUACAAUGCUCACAUUCAUUUCGUUUCAUCGAUUAGUACGGUCGGUGGAUGGAGCCCCCGAAUGGGGCCCUUAGUGCCAGAACUACCGAUGGAAGAUAGUUCUGUGGUUCUUCCACAGGGCUAUGGCGAGUCGAAGCAUGUUUCAGAAAGGAUUUGCUUGGAGGCAUCCACAAAGAGCCAUGUGCCGACAACAGUCUACCGCGUGGGACAAAUCGCUGGCCCAACUACAGCAAGUGGACAAUGGAAUCCGCAUGAAUGGCUUCCGACUAUCAUCUCCACAUCCAAAUCAAUGGGGAAAAUUCCUAACAGACUAGGGUCGAUGGCAGUGGAUUGGGUGCCUGUGGAUACGCUUUCCUCGAUUAUGUCUGAAAUUGUCCACGCCCGACACACAAGCCAGUCAGCUUCAGCCGUCUUUCAUUUAACCAAUGCUGAAACAACAGACUGGUCUACACUGCUCCCUGCUAUUCAAGAGAAGUACAAUGUGAAACCAGUUGAGUUUAAGGAAUGGGUUGCAGACUUGGAAAGCAUAAAAAACCCCACAAGCGCCGAAAUUGCCGAUAAGCCUGCUCUCAAACUACUCAGUUUCUACCGUGGUCUUGUUGACGAGGAGAAUGCUUCAAUGUCAGUUCCGCUUGAUGUGAAGAAGGCAAAGCAGGCAAGCCCGACGAUGGAAGCUCUGGGACCGAUUUCUCCAACUCUCAUGCAGAACUGGUUGGAGCAGUGGAAGUUCUAA
Messenger RNA from Penicillium manginii, 3114 nucleotides. RefSeq names its product putative NRPS-like enzyme. The transcript has 4 exons. NCBI's taxonomy places the organism in Eukaryota, Fungi, Ascomycota, Eurotiomycetes, Eurotiales, Aspergillaceae. Bases 1 to 3114 code for a protein of 1037 amino acids. The record is from RefSeq and is a predicted model, not a curated record.